AUGGAUGAUAAAUAUCAUUUAACAUUUGUUAAAAGAAAAAAAAAAAAAGUAAAUGGAAAAAUAAGUAAGGAAAAAUGUAAGAAGAAUUUUGUGAAAAACGAAAAAUACUUAAGAGUAUCAACAUUAAAUAAAAAUAUUAGUAAGAAAACAUUUUUAUACACAUUAUUUAAAAGUUUUAUUAAACCAUACAAUGAGAGAAACACUGCUUUUUAUUCUAUUUUAUGUAUUAUUAAUAAUAUUUAUAAAUGCCGCUACUUUUUUAAACAUCGUUGUUUGAUAUGUAAACCGUUUCAUGAUAAAAGAGUAAGCACGAAAGAUGAUAAUGCUUAUAGUAGUGACGGUGAUGACUCUUUUCCUUAUAAUAUAUAUUAUAAUAUAAAGAAAAUGAACUUAUUAGAAUCAAAUAAAAUUAAAAAUAAUAACUCAAAUAAUAAUAAUAAUGAUAAAUCUGGAAUAAAUAAUAAAGCUAACACUAAAUCAAUUAGUUCAUAUUUAUCAGCAAAAUCUAUGCAACAAAAUAGUGAACAAAUAUCUGAACCCGAAGAAAAAAUGGAAGAAAAAGAAAAAGAAAAAGAAAAAAAAAGAGUAGCAAGAGAAGAAAAUAAAAAAAGUGGUCGAGAAAAAGAAGAAAGAGAAGGAAUAGAAGAAGAAAGUAAAACAAUACUUUCAGAAUCUUUAAAAUCAAACAUAGUAUGUAAUAAAACAAGAUUAAGUUCUAAUUCAAAACAUAAUAUUUCUAUUAUAAAUGAAACUCAAGUUUCAACAUUAACUAUGCAUAAUUUUGUAAAUAUGAAAUUAAAUCUUACCAAUGCUAACCAAUAUCAUUUUUUAUCACAUGAAAAAAUGAAUUAUGUAGAUAUCUAUAAUUUUGAUUUAUUUGAUAAAAUAAAUAUGUAUGAUAAAAUCUUAUUAGAUUUAAAUCAAAAUGAAAUUCAUCCUAAUAUAUUAAGAACAGGAAUAUUUUUUAAUAAAUACUGUAAUACAACUCAUAAUCAUAGGAAUGUUGAUUUAUUAAUUGCAUUAAAAUCAUUCAUAAAAGAUUAUACUUUACCUCCUUAUGAGCCAAUUAAUAAACAUAUGAAAGUUGUAAUAGAUAAAGAAAUAAAUUAUAUUAUUAUGUGUAAGAAACAUAGUGUUAGUAUGGGAGAAGUUAUUAGGUGGUUUAAAAAUAUGAUAAGUGAGCAUAUAGGGAAAAGUGUAUUAGAAGAAACAAAAGAAAUAAUUAUAAAUAACAUUAAUAAUUAUAUUAGAACAAAAAUAGUAAUUCCUUCUAUAAAUAUAUCAAAUCACAUAUCUGAAUAUAUAAUUGAAGAUAAUGAUGUUUUAUUAAUAUAUACUUUUGAUUAUGUUAUAUACUUAUCUAUAGUAAAAGCAAAAAAAAAAGGAAAAAAUUUUGAAAUAAUUCUUGUUGAUUCAGAACCUUAUAAAAAUUCUUACAAUAUAAAAUUAUAUACGAAACUAGGCAUAUCUGUUACCUAUACUUUAAUUAGUGGAUUAUUUUAUAAUAUAAAAAGAUGCACUAAAAUACUAUUAGGAAUUGAUGCAGUUAUACAUAAUAGUGUGUAUGGAUAUGUUGGAACUAGUAUUAUAUGUAUGUUAGCUAACAUAAGUAAUGUUAACGUUUACAUUAUUUGUGAAACAUAUAAAAUAAGUAAUAAAAUAAUUAUUGAUAGUUUUAACAUGAAUAAUAUAAAUAAUAAUUUAGAUAUUUAUGACUAUAUUUAUAUGCACCAUUAUCAUCAUGCUAAUCCUCAUAAUUGUGCAUCAAAUAAAAAAAAGAAUAUAGAAUACGGUUCUACUUUUAAUAAAAACUUAAAUAACUUUAUUCAUUCUUUUUGUGAUAUAAAAAUGAAUAAUAUUUUAUUUAAUAAUAUGCACAUCUUUAAUAAACCUACUAUUAAAUAUUCAUCUGAAUUAAAUAAGGUAAAUUCUCUAAAAAAUUCAAAUAAAAGCAAGAAUACAAAAAAAGAUAAAGAACCUGCUAUAGAUAAUGCUAUUCCAAGAAAUGAGUUGUUAAGAAGUGAAAUUAACAAAAGUUAUGAAUGCAGCAUUGUACAAUUUAGUAAUUCUUCCUUUCAUUCUGAAACAAAAAAAGAUCAAAAUACAAAUGAUUUGUUUUUUAAAAAUAAGAAAAAAAAUAUAAAUAAGGAACAAAAAUCUUUUUUUUUUAUGAAAAAUUGCAAAGAGGAAAACAAUAUUUCUAUUAUAAAGGAAAAUUUUUGUGAUAUAAUAAAUACUAACGAAGAAAACAAUAUAAAAAAAAAAGAUAGAAAUGUUUCUUUGAGUAAUUUUAAAGAAGUAAAUAGUAUAUCAACAAAAAAUAUAUUAAAACGGCAAAUAAAUUUAUCCCAUGAAUCUAAAAGUGAAAAUACAAGCAUUUCUUUCAGUAAUAAACAAAAUUCUCAAAACAUUUUAAAUGAUAAUAAAAAUAUUAAAAAAAAUAAAGGAUUUUUUAAUUUAUGGAAUGAUAAAAAUUUCAUUGAAAAAAAUACUUACUCUUUAAAUUUUAAAAAUCAUUUUGAUGUUAAGAUAAAUAAUAUUAAUUCACAAAUAGAACAAAAUGAAGAUGAAGAUGAACAAAUUUCAUGUAAUAAUGUUUGUGAUUCUAUUUGUAAUUCUAUUGGCAAUAUUAAUAUAAAAAAUAUAUGUACAGAUAAGCAUAAUGAAACUAAUUUAUUUAGUUCGGUUUUUUCACAUAUAAAUAAAAUUAAUUCAAACAAUGAUAAAUCUUUUUAUGUUGCAAAUAUAUGUAAUGACGUUACCCCUCUUAAAUAUAUAAAUUAUAUUGUAACUGAAGUAGGUGUUUAUACAAGUGUAAAUAAAAAUGCUUUAAAUGUUUUUAUUCAUAAUAAUAUUUAA
Molecule: messenger RNA, 2859 nt
Organism: Plasmodium relictum
Lineage: Eukaryota; Apicomplexa; Aconoidasida; Haemosporida; Plasmodiidae
Product: initiation factor 2 subunit family, putative
Exons: 1
Coding region: 1-2859 (952 amino acids)
Source: RefSeq, a predicted model, not a curated record